CUUGUCGACCAUGUUGUCGCCAACAUGAACAACGAUCAAUUUCGGAGGCUGAUCGGGGCCAACGGCGAAAAGGCAAAAUCCAGUGGGGAAGAUGAUUCGCCAUCUGCCACUAAACCGGCAGUUGCCUCUGCUUUGGGAUCGCGACUCAAGUCAAGUAUCCCGAUGACGCCGCGAUCUUUGGGCGGAAGUAGUCAUAAUUUGUUUGCAAAGCAGCUUGCCGAGAGAGACCAGGCCAACCAGAAACAGAAGCGAUUUCGCACUUCAGCGCCCAAGGGAAGCAGGCUUGCCGAGGGCUACGUCGACAGGGCCAGGCUCAGGAAUGGCGAUGAUGCAGACGCUGAGCGCGAUGCUAAGCUCAAGGCGAUUGAGAAGCUACGCGACGACAAGGAGAUAGACGAGGAUGAGUACGAAGCAAGACGUAGAAAGAUCCUCGCCGAAAGCGAUAGCCGUCCCAAGGGUCUCGACUUUGAGCUUUUAGCCAAAGCCCGCAAGGGUGAAAACACAGCUGAUGAGGAAAGGUCACCAUCCGCCGAUGCUAAGAGGACUGAGUCUCCACAGGAAGGGGAUGAGGAAGAUGGCUUUGAUGAUGCCUUUGAACAGAUAGAAAGUGCAGAGGUCCAAGCAAUCACCAAGGAGAAAGCCAAGAAGAAGGGUCAGUUUGCAACCAAGCCUGUUGCACCCGGUGGAAAGCGUUCAAGAGAUCAAAUCUUGGCCGAGCUCAAGGCCGCAAGGGAGGCCGCCAAGGCCAAAGAGGAACAGGCUCUUGGAAACAGGUUCAAGAAAAUUGGAGCGCAGAAGGCCCCGGGAACGAGGUUUGAGCGCGACAGCAAAGGCAGAGAGGUCAUGAUAAUUGUCGAUCAGGAUGGUCAUGAGAAACGCAAAGUCAGGAAACUAGCAGCGGAGGAAUUGGAGGAAAAGGCAGCAUUUGUUCCUGAUAAGAAUGCCGAGAUUCUUGGAAUGGAGGUUCCCGAGAUAUAUAAGAAGAAACAGGAAGAAGCCGAACAGAAGAAAGCAGCGGCAGCAGAGGAAGAUGACGACAUAUUCAAUGAUGUUGGGGACUACAAUCCACUGGCGGGAAUGGAUUCGGACUCGGACGACAGCUCCGACGAGGAGGGUGCUGUUUCUGAAGAAAGGCCCAGCAAGCGACUGAAGGACGAUGAAACUGGAACAGGGACAGGGACAGCCUCAAAAUCUGCCAGCAAAGAAGCAAGUCAUUCGGUAGAUCAACCACAGUCGGCUACGGCAGCAAUACCCGUCGCUCGAAAAGACUGGUUCAAGGGCUCCAAGACUGGUCUUGUAUCGGAGGAGUCUCGCAAAACAUCGGCCGCAAGCGAUCCAGCAGUGCUCGCAGCACUCAGGAAGGCAAAGAGUCUUAACGCCGAGGCCAAGUCAGAGGAAGAGAAGCAAAAGGCAGAGAGAGAAGAGCGCUUGAAGAAGAUGCUAAAGGACAGCACACGAGAUGCAGAGGAUAUGGACAUGGGUUUCGGCACCAGCAGGAUGGCCGACGAAGAAGACCUGGAAGAAAAGGAUAUAAAGCUCUCUGCAUGGGGAAACGAUGGGGAUGAUAAUGAACAAGGGGCUGGCAAGGCAAAACGGAAAAGAGGUGGAAAGAAGCGCAAGGGCGAUGUUAACAGUGCAGCUGAUGUGUUACAAGCCAUGGAAAGGCAGAAAGCAUCCAAUGCAUAAACUCCAUG
Molecule: messenger RNA, 1694 nt
Organism: Pyricularia grisea
Lineage: Eukaryota; Fungi; Ascomycota; Sordariomycetes; Magnaporthales; Pyriculariaceae
Exons: 2
Coding region: 25-1686 (553 amino acids)
Biological process (GO): mRNA splicing, via spliceosome
Cellular component (GO): nucleus
Source: RefSeq, a predicted model, not a curated record